AUGGUCCCGGGAAGUCUGGAGUCCCUGAGAAUUUUAAAUUCUGUUUUGCUGCAACAGAAUGGAAUUCGACACUGUUCCUAUGGAUCUUCCCGGAAACAUCUCUAUGUCGAUAAACAUACAAGAGUUAUUUGCCAGGGUUUCACUGGUAAGCAGGGCACCUUUCAUAGCCAAAAGGCAUUAGAAUAUGGCACCAAACUAGUUGGAGGAACAACCCCAGGGAAAGGAGGCAAGACCCAUCUGGACUUACCUGUCUUUAAUACUGUGAAAGAGGCCAAAGAGAAGACAGGAGCAACAGCAUCUGUCAUUUAUGUCCCUCCUCCUUUUGCUGCUGCUGCAAUUAAUGAAGCUCUUGAGGCAGAAAUGUCCUUGGUUGUGUGCAUUACUGAAGGUAUCCCACAGCAGGACAUGGUGCGGGUUAAGCAUGCACUGCUGCGCCAGGGAAAGACGAGGCUGAUUGGGCCAAACUGCCCUGGAGUCAUCAAUCCUGGAGAAUGCAAAAUUGGUAUCAUGCCUGGUCAUAUUCACAAGAAAGGAAGAGUUGGUAUUGUAUCCAGAUCUGGCACCCUGACUUAUGAAGCUGUUCACCAAACAACACAAGUUGGAUUAGGGCAGUCUUUGUGUAUUGGCAUUGGAGGUGAUCCUUUUAAUGGAACUAAUUUUAUUGACUGCCUGGAAGUAUUUCUGGGUGAUCCAACCACAGAAGGCAUCAUUUUGAUUGGUGAAAUUGGUGGUAAUGCGGAAGAAGAUGCUGCAGAAUAUUUGAAGCAACAUAACUCAGGUCCAAAUGCCAAGCCUGUGGUAUCCUUCAUUGCUGGUUUAACAGCUCCUCCCGGGAGGAGGAUGGGUCAUGCAGGGGCAAUUAUUGCUGGAGGGAAAGGUGGCGCGAAGGAGAAGAUCUCUGCCCUUCAGAGUGCAGGUGUUGUAAUCAGCAUGUCUCCUGCACAGCUGGGAAGCACCAUGUACAAGGAGUUUGAAAAGAGGAAGAUGCUAUGAAAGAAAAAUCACACCAAAAAUUUUCUUGAAACUGUGGAAUGAAUCAUUAUAGAAAUGAGAACCAGCAACAGUUUGCGCCUGUUGUCCACUGAUUGUCAAACUCUGUGUACCCGACAUCGGUCUUUCAUUACAAUGGGAAGCCAAUACAAAAUUAGAAUGUCUUAUUCUGAGAUGUUUGCACUUGACUGUAUAACAGAGACAGCCAAUAAAUCUACCUUUUAAUUUGAAUGUGGA
Molecule: messenger RNA, 1227 nt
Organism: Orycteropus afer afer
Lineage: Eukaryota; Metazoa; Chordata; Mammalia; Tubulidentata; Orycteropodidae
Gene: SUCLG1
Product: succinate-CoA ligase GDP/ADP-forming subunit alpha
Biological process (GO): tricarboxylic acid cycle
Cellular component (GO): mitochondrion; succinate-CoA ligase complex (ADP-forming)
Molecular function (GO): succinate-CoA ligase (GDP-forming) activity; succinate-CoA ligase (ADP-forming) activity
Source: RefSeq, a predicted model, not a curated record